Dovyalis caffra is the source of this 1152-nucleotide messenger RNA. Lineage: Eukaryota; Viridiplantae; Streptophyta; Magnoliopsida; Malpighiales; Salicaceae. The record is from the annotation of a GenBank genome assembly.
AUGAAACUUGGCAGGGUCAAGAAGGUGCAACUCUCUGAUUCUACACCAGGGAUUAGAAGUCCUAUUAGACCCCCAAAGCGAAUUAUUAGUAAUAAUAAUGCCCAUAGUGAAGGUGUUGCACUUACAACUAGUAAGUCUGGUGAGCUUGAUUAUCAUUGCUCCUCUACUGUUCAGCCGGAGAUUAGUAGCUCUACAUCAGGGAAUGCUGAGAACUGGAUGGUGUUGUCUAUUUCCGGGGACAAACCCACUCCUCGUUUCAAUCAUGCAGCAACCGUUAUUGGAAACAAGAUGAUAGUGGUUGGUGGAGAGUCUGGAAGUGGAUUGUUAGAUGAUGUACAGGUGCUUAAAUUUGAUCAAUUCACCUGGACUACAAUUUCAUCAAAGCUUUACUUGUCACCCAGCAGUUUGCCAUUGAAGAUCCCUGCAUGCAGAGGCCACUGUCUGGUUUCUUGGGGAAAGAAGGCACUUCUUAUUGGAGGAAAAACUGAUCCUGCAAGUGACCGAAUUUCUGUGUGGGCAUUUGACACAGAAACAGAGUGUUGGUCUGUUGUUGAAGCAAAGGGAGACAUACCGAUUACCCGCAGUGGUCAUACAGUGGUCCGAGCAAGCUCUGUUUUAAUUUUAUUUGGGGGUGAAGAUGCCAAAAGGAAGAAAUUAAAUGAUCUGCACAUGUUUGAUCUCAAGUCUUUCACGUGGCUCCCUCUGCAUUGCACAGGAACCGGACCAUCUCCAAGAUCCAACCAUGUAGCAGCUCUUUAUGAUGACAAAAUUCUACUUAUAUUUGGAGGAACAUCCAAGUCCCGGACGCUGAAUGACUUGUAUUCACUUGAUUUUGAAACGGUGGAUGGUAUGGUCGAGAACAAAGGGCACUCAGAAACUUUGAUUUUUGAUAUUUUGAAAGUGGAGUGGUCUGUGGCAUUUGCAUCCACCCCAUCUUCUAUCACCACCAACAAGGUGAGCCAUGUGGAUUUUACUGCUUCGCUAAUGGGAUUUAGCCUGGUAUUUGUGCAGCACAAGGACAAGGAUUUCCUUGUUGCUUUCGGUGGAAGCAAAAAGGAGCCAUCAAAUCAGGUUAGAGACUGGAAUGUCAUAUUUGCUAUGGAAUCGUUUCUUCUUUUGGUGUUGGCUGGAGAUUGUAGUCAAUUCAGCUGA